AUGCCUGAAAUUGGUUUAUGUACUGACAUAACAUGUGAUAAUGAAAUCAAUGAAUUAUAUGAAUGUCAUUGUUGUUUACGUUCUGUUUGUUUAAAUCAUUUGAUUCAACAUGUCGAAAUAACAAAAGAAAAUAAACGACGAUUAGAUAGUCUUCGUAAUGAAUUAAAUACAGUUAUAAUUACACUUAAACUAAUUAUUGAACAAAAACUAUUUACUAUUGGACGUGAACAAAAGUUAAUUGAACAAGGAAAAAAAUUUCUUGAUAUGUCCGAUAGUUCAAUUGAUGAAAUACAAAAUAUUUUUGAACAAAUUAAUCAAGCCAUUGUAUUAAAUCGUUCAGAAAUCCACGUGAAAGACGAAGUUUCAUUCUCAGAAACUAGAAAAUGUUCUUGUAUUUGCAAAUGUAAUAAGGAAAAUAUAAAUUCAAAUGAUCAAUCAUCAUGUGGAAGUACUCGUUCGAAAUCAAAAUCUCUUAUCUGUUUGGAUUCAGCAAUAGAUACAGAUGUGGUGGAAGAAUUUGGAAUGUCAGAGAAUGAUAGAUGUUCAACAUAUAUCGAUCAUAACUCUAUUGAUAUUACAUCAUUUGAUGAAACAACAAAAUCUAUUAAGGAUCAAGAUAUUAAUGAAGAACACAAUAAAAAAAAACGAGGAGAAUACAGAAAUUUAUAUGAUCGAUGUCCAUUAACAUUUGAUGGUGCAUAUGGUCUUACUAAAGCAAAAUAUUCUAUUAAAUUUUGUGAGCAUGGAAAAAACCGUCGAAUCGGAUUAUAUCAUCAUUUUAUGAAAAAGCAUAAAUUAAAAGAAAUUUAUGCUCGACGUUUGGCACGAGCUGUUGCUGAUAAUCAAGAUCCUAUGAUAACAAAAUUAUUUGAUGAAAAUGAAGAUGUAAUUGAUCAUUUUUAUAAACUUCCAUGUCCUUUUAGAGAUGGACACACUCAAUUACCUGGAUAUAAUCAAAAAAAUAUACUUAAUGUACCAUGUCGAUUUCAUGCAAUUCCACUUAAUACAUUAAAAUAUCAUUUACGACAUUAUCAUCAUGUUUCUAAUAGAAUUUCACAAGAAUUAAUUGAUUGUUUCAAAGAAAUUCAAAUGAAAAAUGAUGUUAUUUUGUCUGAAUUUGAUCAAUCAGAAUGA
Molecule: messenger RNA, 1134 nt
Organism: Rotaria sordida
Lineage: Eukaryota; Metazoa; Rotifera; Eurotatoria; Philodinida; Philodinidae
Source: the annotation of a GenBank genome assembly